Molecule: messenger RNA, 1653 nt
Organism: Fusarium vanettenii 77-13-4
Lineage: Eukaryota; Fungi; Ascomycota; Sordariomycetes; Hypocreales; Nectriaceae
Exons: 3
Coding region: 1-1653 (550 amino acids)
Source: RefSeq, a predicted model, not a curated record
AUGCGACAGAACAAGGCUCCAGCUGCUUCUGCUUGUCCUUGUCCUUGCGCCUGUGCACGCCCCCCUAAUACCUGUACCUUCCGAGUGUCGGAUCUGUCUGUGUCUGUGUCACUCUAUGCCCAUUGCGUGACGCAUGUGCUGGCUGCACCUCGCUCGCCCGAGCCUCUCUUCAAUCCUACAACACUGGCCGCCUUCCCAUCGUCUUUAACUGUCAGCCACCGAGCCAGCUUCACUCGGUCUCAGCUCGUGCGACCGCCUCGUCUACCAGGCCCUCUCACCCCAGCUUUUCCCCGAGGUUCUCGAAUGGACCGGCUACCAAAAUCGCCUGCGCCCGAUGGACCGACGGACCGGACGCCUUGUCGAGGUCCAGACGCCGUCAGGUGGACUGACAAAGAACUCAAGAAGUACGGUGAGCAUUGCGCUAUCCUUUACUACGACUUGCUGCCGAACACCCCCAGUGUCAUCUAUCCAAAUGACAAGCCCAUCGGCUACAUGCAUCUCUACCCCCACACCAGGCCCGAGGAGGCCCUGCCCAGUCCAACCACUCCUAGCAGAGCCUCCCCAUACCGAUCUGGACUUAGACGGCGUCUGUCACCUGAGGAGCGGUAUUCCAACAACCUCGAACGUGAGAAGAGUUUCCACGGCUUACUGACCAGGACUGGAGGACGACCCUGGUAUCCCAUUGAGCGCAUCGAAGAGGUCUCGACGAGACCGACAGAGCACGCCGAGGUUCUCAAGUACUGGCAAGGGGAGUCGCAAGAGCCGAGACCGGAUGAUUGGGUAGUGUACGAGCGGCAAUGGAAAAGAUGGGAUCAGUUUUGUCGUCACCAGGUGGUCAUGAGGAGUGACCCGGAACUCUUCAGCAAGCAUUUUUCCAGGUGUCGCAAACGCUUGGCCAAGCACUCGUUCGCUGGGUCUCUUGAUCUUGAAAAGAAUGCAUCAGACCAAACCGAGUUGUCUCAGUGGAUCGAGUACCUGUGCUUUGAGUAUUUCGAGUACGAAAAGUUCCUCCAGCACAAGAAGUCACAUCAACAGUACAAGGAGGCUUGGAAGAUUCUCGUCAGCACCAAGGCAUUGAAGCCCGGCGAGACUCGGGACGACCUCGAAGCCAACGGUUUUGUGGUGGCUUUUGAGAGGGAGAGGACAUCGUUGAGGCAAGCGGUGGAGCUUGCGAGAUCCAAUAUCUUGCUGGCAGAUCGAGACAUGCUGGACCCAAGUGUGAAGGGGCCUACUGCACAACGGAAACUGUUUGAAGCCCAGGCGGAACUGGACUCGGCGAUCAAGGAAUUCGACGACUUUAUGCAUCGGAAAAUUGCGAUUGGGGAGUACAAGAUGGCGACGGCAACCUACCGAGAGGCCAGGAGCGGAGCAAAGCGCCACGAGAUACUACUGAGAUGGAUACGUGAUCAAAUACCUUUGAUCGAGCAGAAACUGGGAUUGCCAGCUUCGACUGAGGAUGGGUUACACCUUGAAGGGGGGGACGACUGGAGUGAGGGCGACGAUGUAGAUCACCCAUCUCUGCUGUCGCAACAACUGAGUGCACCCCGAAGAGACGGGAAAAAGCGGACACGUCUUGAAGACGAUCAGGGAGAGAGUUCGGAGGAGGAUGGUGGCAGCCCUCUCAAGCGGUCGAAACAGGACGCUGAGGAAUGA